AUGGCUGAUUACGGCGAGAAGCACGAGUAUGAGGAAGACUCGGUGGUCAACCCCCACCACCACCAGUCGGGCGGUCUAACAGAGAACGAGCAGUUUGGUGAAGUCAAGCGUGACCUCAAGUCUAGACAUUUGCAGAUGAUUGCCAUCGGAGGUACCAUCGGAACCGGUAUCUUUUUGUCCUCAGGAGGCUCUGUCGCUGGUGCCGGUCCUCUCGGCGCCCUGAUCUCCUACACCAUUGUCGGAACGAUGGUCUUCUUUAUCGUCACGAGUCUCGGCGAGAUGGCAGCAUACCUGCCCUUACCAGGAGCAUUCACGACAUUCGGCGCUCGUUUUGUUGACCCAGCUUUGGGUUUCGGUCUCGGUAUUGGCUACGCUUUCCAAUGGAUCAUUACCGUCACCAUCGAGGUCACAGCAGCAGGGAUGAUUCUUCAGUACUGGUGGCCCAACCUCCAGAUGUGGAUUCCGGCGCUAGUCUUUAUUGUCAUCCUUGUCGGUAUCACGCUCCUGGGUGUCAAGGCCUUUGGAGAGCUCGAGUACUGGUUCUCUAUGAUCAAGGUCCUCACCUGUAUUGUCUUCAUCAUCGUUGGAAUCCUGGUCGAUGUCGGCGCUGUGGGCGAUGGAUUCAUUGGUGGCAAGAACUGGCAUAUCGAAGGAGCACCCAUUGCUGGAGAGACUGCCCGCGACAAGACCGUCAAUAUCUUUUCUACUUGCGUCUGGGCAUUCUUCAGUUUCGGAGGCACAGAGCUGGUCGGUAUCACCGCUGGAGAGUCUGCCAACCCAGGAAAGGCUGUACCCAGGGCUAUCCGUCAUACCUUCUGGCGUAUCUUGCUCUUCUACAUCCUCACGAUUAUGGUCAUCGGAUUGGUCCUCCCCUACACGGAUGAAAACUUGUUGAACUCUACUUUUGCCAGUGUCAGCGAGGCCGCUCCCAUAGCCCCCUUUACUAUCAUCUUCAAGAUGGCCAAUCUUCCUGGAGCCGAUCACGCUAUUAACGGCGUCUUGUUGACCGCCGUCUUGUCGGCCGGACAGUCGGCCUUUUAUGCCUCCACCCGUACUUUGAUGGCCAUGGGACGUGAGGGCAAGAUGCCCGCAAUCUUUGGACGUGUCAACAGUCGCGGUGUUCCCCUGUACGCCUUGGCCGUUGUGACCUUGGCCGCCUCGAUCGCCUUUAUCGCCGAUGUUGUCGGAUCCGGUGUUGUCUUCACUUGGCUGGUCAACCUCACUGGAAUGUCAGCUCUGUUGACCUGGUUGUCAAUCUCGAUCAUUCAUCUCCGCUUCCGCGCCGCCUUCAAGGCUCAGGGCCGCUCGAUCAAGGACCUCCCCUACCUCGCCCCCUUCUUCCCUUACAGCUGUUACCUCUCGAUUCUGCUGGCCUUGAUGAUCCUCAUCAUGCAAGGAUACCAAGCCGUCACCGCCGAUCCCUUUAGCGCCGAGGGUGUCGUUGCCGUCUUUGUCGGCGCUCCCGUCUUUUCCCUCUCGAUCAUCAUUUGGAAGAUCUAUCACAAGACCAAGAUUGUCCCCCUUCUUGAAGUCGAUCUUGACACUGGUCGCCCUACCAUUAUCCAGGGCACCUCUCACCAUGUCGAGGUGAAGGAUCAGGACGAGGAAAAGUUACCCGUCUGGAAGAAGAUUCUUCGCUUUGUUGCCUAA
Messenger RNA from Linnemannia hyalina, 1650 nucleotides. NCBI's taxonomy places the organism in Eukaryota, Fungi, Mortierellomycota, Mortierellomycetes, Mortierellales, Mortierellaceae. The record is from the annotation of a GenBank genome assembly.